Molecule: messenger RNA, 1254 nt
Organism: Fusarium mangiferae
Lineage: Eukaryota; Fungi; Ascomycota; Sordariomycetes; Hypocreales; Nectriaceae
Exons: 3
Coding region: 1-1254 (417 amino acids)
Biological process (GO): proteasome-mediated ubiquitin-dependent protein catabolic process
Cellular component (GO): GID complex; cytoplasm; nucleus
Molecular function (GO): protein binding; ubiquitin protein ligase activity
Source: RefSeq, a predicted model, not a curated record
AUGGGCGAUCACGAAAGUUCUCAGAUCAAACAUAACGAGCAUCUGCUGCUUGACCAACCUUUGCUUCGCCUCCCCUCCGAGCUCCUUCGAAAGAACUUCCGCACGGCCCAUUUCACAAUCGAGAAAGACACCACCGCCCUAAAGACAUUACUCAAAGAUUCAGCUACCGCGGCCGUCUCCGGCCGCGCAUCACAGCAAGAUGUCCUUCGUAACAUCGACGCAAUGGUGUCCCGCAUGCGAGGUUUGAAGCGCAAACUUAAUGCGAGCGCCGCCGAGGAGGCUCGUCUGCACGCACAAACAGCUGCCCGCAUCUCACAUCUCGACGAACUAUACAAGAUGGAUACAGUAGAGGACGUUAAGUAUGAAACAUGGAGUAGGAAGAGGCUCGAUCGCCUUCUGGCAGACUACCUGCUUCGCCAUGGUUAUAAUGAUACAGCAAAGGAGCUGGCCGAGCAGCGUGGUAUUACCGAUCUCGUCGAUAUCGACACCUUCGUUGCUGCAAGUCGUAUCAGGGAUUCUCUUCUGAAGCAGAGCGUGGUUGAAGCUCUGGCUUGGUGCAACGAUAACAAGAAGGAGUUGAGGAAGAUGGAGAGUAAGCUCGAGUUCAUGCUUCGCUUCCAACAAUACAUCGAGCUGGUCCGCUCGCAAUCCUCGGCGAAACUCACUGAAGCGAUUGCUCACGCUAAGAAACAUCUCAUUCCUUACCGGGCCACGUUCCCCAGAGAGGUUCAGCAGGUCUGUGGCCUGCUUGCAUUUCCUCCUGGUGGUGCAUCCGCUGCCGCACCCUAUGGAGAUCUGUAUAAACCGUCCCGCUGGGCUGACCUUGCCGACCUUUUCACAACAACCCACAAUCAACUCCUUGCCCUUCCUGCAGUCCCACUCCUUCACGUCGCCCUUUCUUCUGGUCUGUCAGCUCUCAAAACACCUGCAUGCCACACGGAUCCGAUGCACUCAGAUAGCCCAUCUGCCCAAAGCACAUCCGACAUCGCAGCAGCAGCUUCGACUCUCGGCCACGGCGUUUGUCCCAUCUGCUCCACUGAACUCAAUGAGCUUGCCAGGAAUGUGCCGUACGCUCACCAUACCCAGAGUCAUGUAGAGCACGAUCUCAGGCUCCUGCCUAAUGGUAGCGUCUAUGGAAGGGACCGCCUUGAAAUACAGGCGAGGAAGAAUAAUUUGCCUUCUGAUCAGGUUAAGGACCUCCGGACAGGCGAUAUCUUCCCAGUUGACUCACUGAAGAAGGUUUAUAUCACAUAG